UGAAUGGUUUACGCGUAGCACUCACUCACGUCCAUAGGCACUGCAAUGAGGGUCGUUGCGUGGUGUGCACCUAUGUAUGUAAUCAAGUCCAGGCAGUCGUGCAUGCCAUGCAGCCAUACAGACAAGCAGGUGCUCGCGCACUCACAUACAGUAGACACUCACAUGCAAUGCGUGCGUGCGUGCGGGGAAGUCAGCGUCGAUGGAUGACCUGCGCUCUUAAAGAGGAAGAGAAUAAACACCGACACCGCCACACACUCACGAGCAGACACACUGACCGACUCACAGAGAUCCCCAAGCAGCCAGGGUCAUGCAGCCGCGCACAGACAGACAGACAGACAGGCGUACUCACUCUUGCAUACACAGAUACAUUGGGAGGGCACAUAUCCCUGAAAGUGUUGGUAUGCAUCGCAUCUGGCACUCUCUCUAACUCUCUACUUACUUCGGCCAGCCCGGCUACUGCGUGCCCCCAUGCAGCAUAAGUAUGUUAUGUUGUGGACAGACACCAUGCACACGCAAACAGCGAUCGAUGUGUUUGUGCGGUCAUAUCCUUGCUGUCGAGAGGCCGGUUUUUGGUCUCACCAACGCCCUCGCGACACCGCCCUGCCCUAUUUGGCGUCGCGUCGCGCUCAGUAAGUAGGCACCCUACACACAAACAGGGCAGACAGCAGACAGCAGACAGGACCGACGAGCACGAGCAGGCAGGCAGACACAGAGAAGAAAUAAAACAACCAAAAAAAGCGACACCGACACACACGCAGGGCAGGGCAGGGCAGGGCAAACACAGCCAGACGAGCAGGCAGGCACACAGGCGGACAGACAGACACGCGAAAAGAUAAAGACACUGAAAAACCAAAGAAAGCGAGAGCGCCCUGUGCUGUGCUGUGUGUGGCCGGACCUUUGUUGUCCCAGCCGCCUAACCCUUUCAACCCAGAUCAAACCUCCUGGGUACGCACAUCUGUAUGCACAUCGCCCCCCCUCCCUCUCUCUCUCCCUCCCUCUACCAUGACAGCCAUUCUCGUGUUAACGUGGACUCACUCAGCUCAGCUCAGCUCAUCACCGUUCGUUGCGUCUGUCUACAGUGCCAACCAGCCAGGCCGGCCGCCAGCCCCCCCGCUAUGCCAUCGAGCCUCGUGUCCGUCUGAUGAACUCAUUCGCACCUACUGUACUGAUCCACACAUGUGACUAGAAGGAAGAAAACACGGCUACGAACGACGGACAGACGCACUCAGCCCACACCGACUUGACUUACAGCACCCAUCCAUCCAUCCAUCCAUCCAUCGCAGUCACUAGGCACGCUCGGACGGAUGGACAAGGGAGGGAGGUAUGGAUCGCUCCAUUCCUUACAACAGACGCAUCAGCAUCACGGCCGCCGCCAGGGAAGCGACAAGCGACGCCAUGCCCGUCGCCCUCACUGCCGCUGCCCCGCUGCUCAUGCCCCCGAACCCAAAACCCACACCAUCACCACCACGACCCGCCGCCUGGCCAGCUGACACUACCAGGGGGUCUUCCCCUACACACACACACACACACACAGAGGGAGAGAGUGUCCAUACGAAGGGGGAGGCAUGCACCGACCAGCGUCAGCUGACCUCUUCUGAGGCUUGAUGAGCUCGAGAAGAGCGUCUGCGGGGUGCCCGAUCCGAAGUCGGCCAGGCCGACGAGGUCUGAUGUGUUGGUGUCUGGGUCAUGCUCGCAUAUGUAGCGCCGCCUGGUGCCCCGGCACGACUCGACGCCCCACAGGCCCGCUGCCUCGGUCGUUGACUCGUCACGCGGCUGCAUCGCACCCACCACACCACCCACACCCACACACACACACACACAGAGGUGUAUUAGGGAGGGAGAGACGGUUGCGCAGUCUGACCCACCUCAAAAACGGCGCAGUAGACGCCCAUGUCGGUUUCCUUGUUGGCCUUUAGUGUGUCUACGUCGUGUGGGCCCCACUGCGUGGCCUCGAGGCUCGUGCCGUCCACUGCCACCCAACCAUUCUGGGAUGACAUGUCCUGCAUUGCAUGCACCAAAGGGCACUGACAAUCGGCGGAAGCGCGUUGUGCGCGUGCGAGAGACCUUUUGUAUUGAGGGCUUUGCAGCGGCUGUCCUGUUGGAGCCCAUGAGGCCGAUCCAGUAGCGGUUGCCGAGGGUCCCGCCCAUCGGCACCGCACACACGCCGCCAUCACCGUCGCAAAACAGAGACAACACCGCCUCAUUCUCCUCCUGCACACAUCCAUCCAUCCAUCCACACACACACCCCCAUCCACUGACCUUAGUGCCAACGGUGGCGAGGUGUCCGCCCUCCGCCUCGCAGGUGUCCUCUGCCUCCUGCCACUCCAUUGGCUCGAACCCCAGCCUGUAGCACUUGCUGCCCGAGUUGAAGUACCCCUUGGGGCAGCCCUCGGCGUCGCCAGCAGCUGAUGUGGCGAACCGGCCGGGGCAGGCAGCGGGGCCGGACACCACCUUCGGCAAGGCCGGGUGGGUGUAGGUGCUCACCUGAUGGAUGCAUGGAUGGAUGUGUGGUCAUGUAAGAGGUGUCUUCUGGUGCGUACCAGUGCGGCUUUCUUUGAGAUGGUGACCAGGUCGCUGGGUUGGAGUUCGGCUUUGGUGGCAGUGUCGGUGGCGGUGUCCGUGUCAUUGCCUGUUUCUGUGGCACCGCUUCUCUUCAUCAUGUUGCAGGUGGCGUCCUGGAAGCCGUAGAGCUGGCACUCGCCCAUCUGCGCACACAUCUGCUCGCACACCGACUCGCUGUCGGCCGCUAUCUCCAGCAACGCCGCGCUCUCCUUCUGCAUGACAACCACACCAUAUCAACAUCAACCGAUAUACCAUGGUGUGUCUGCAGGCAGGCAGGCAGGCAGGCAGGCAGGCAGAGAGGCAGGCAGGCAGGCAGGUUGGCUUACGUCUUUGUGCAAAGCGCAGAGUGACUGUGUCCAGGUGAAGAGCUCGCACUGGCCAUCCUCCUUGCAUAGCUCCUGGCACUCUUGGGGGGUCUUGGCGGUGCUCACGGACUUGACGGGGUCGCCCUGGUACGCAAACCCGGUGUCCACACACGUGCCAUCUGCACACACAUGCAGAGAGACAGACAGACAGACAGAAUGUGCGCAAGGCGGAAGGGGGAAGGAAAAGGCGGCCACGCCACUACCCCCCACUCACUGCAUGAUCUCGGUCCGGCGAAGAAGCCCUCCUUGGUAGCGACGUCCUUGACGUCCCACGACUUGAGGUAGCACCCGCCCCACUUGGGCGCAUACACCACGUGGAAACACGCGGGGUCGUCCGCACACAGGGCCUGGCAGGCCGCCGCGUCCUUGACCUCGGUGUUCUGCCCUCCCAUGCCCGUAGCCUUGAUCUCGGUGUCAGCCGACAGACAGGAAUAAUCUGAGCCCACCCAUCCCAUCAACACAACACACCUAGGGACGGUUGGUGCGUGUGUGGUGUCACCAAACUGACCUUCCUCUUCCUCGGUGUCCUCGGGGGACCAGUUGCAGGCGACCUUAAGGGCGCCCUUCAGGUUCGGCUCCUCAUUCUGAUUCACCCAACACACACACACACACACACAAAGAGAGGAGAGAGAGACAGAGACAGGGUGUCGACAAAGCGUCCAUCCCGAAUUUUUCUGUACCGUGACGUUGGCGGGCGUUGCGGGCCACUGCUUGAGCGCACAGGUGGCCUGGAGCAGGUCGGAGGCGUUGUAGACAUAGCCGCUGCAGAGCUCCUCUUGCUUGCACUUCUCCAUGCAGUCGGCCCGGGAGGCGGAGGGCUGCUCGGUGAUCGAGUCGAAGCGGUUGAUGUCAAACCCGUCCCCAAGCUCCUCGAAACACCAAUCAACUGACACCAUUCGCCCAUCCAUCCAUCCAUCCAUCCAGUGCGCUGCGUGCAUACCGCAGUAUUUCUCGCCCGAGACGGGCGUCAUGCCGUCGCCCCUGUCUUCGACUUUCUCCUCAUCGACAGUAGAGGCAAACAGGUGACAGGCCCCGAUGACCUCGGGCAGCUGUCUCCUUCGUACGCUGCCGGAUUCGGUGUCCGUGUCCGUGUCGGCGUCAAUGGCGUCAAUGUCGAGAUCGGCGACAUCGGUUGUUCCCUCCGCCGUCACUUUGGCCUGUGGGACCCAUGAGAAGUGGUCGCAGUGCUCGCUGGUCUGGCAGAGCUUGUGGCACUCGACCGCCGAGCUCGUCAUGGCCGGCUUGUCGCCGCCCUCGCUCUCGCCCUUAUACAGCACCCCCUGCUUGAAACACGCUGUUUGUGCUGCAUCCAGACGCACACACAGCACCGAGAGGGAGGGAAAGGCGUACUGUACUGUGUGUGUCGAUGAUGUGAUGCGGGCGGGAGACUGACUGGCAUCGGUCAGUCGGCCGACUGACCUUCCUGGUCUUGUUCGGGCGUUUCCCUCUUGUGCAUUGUGAAUUCGAUGUGUCCGUCUUUGACGUCCUUGCCGUCCACGGUGACGGUGUGGUUAUUGAGCUUGUGGUUGACACCCUUGCGCACAAACUGCACACGGUUCAGGCUGAUCGUGUAGUCACCCACAAUCCAACGGCCAUCUGACAAACACUCGACACACACACACACAGAAAGUGUUGCCGGCCGUCCUGUCUGUCUGUGCCCGCGUGUGUCGCACCUUCCCAGGCCUCUGUGAAAGUGUCGAAGUGCUCCGUCCACUUGGGGGUGAAUUUCUGCGCCAGCACGUCGUAGCUCUCCACCUUGACAUAGUCCACAAAGGCGCUCGAGGGAAGGCACUUCAUGUCGAACUUGCCGAACUCCUCAACGGCAUUGGGGCCGGGCGACCACAGGCUAAUAUAUAACUGCAUGGGCCGUCUGAGCGACCGCACCAAGUCGGGGUGCUCCUCGACCGUCAGCUUCCGCACCGUCACGUUGUUGAUGGCCCACACCACUCUGUCGGGGGUCCACUCUAUUUGGUACCUCUGGUAGUCGGCGGGCUUGGCUGCGAUGGUUUCGUUGACCAGAUGGGCCCCCAACACGUUCUCUGGCUCGCGCCCGAGACCUGGCGGCAUAGCAGCUGAAUGGUGAGUGGGUGGGUGGCUUGUGUGGUGACUUGUUGUGGUACCGAUGAUGAGGCUUGACAGUGCCUCGGGUGUCCCGUAGGCAUUGUUGCCCUUGCCGAGCACGGCGAAAUCAAUCUCCUGCCUGAAUGAACCAACACACACACAGACACAGACACAGACAGACACCGCUUUGCCCAGUGUCCCCUUUUCUCUCUCUCUUUGUCGCGGGCUCAGCUCAGCUCAGCUCAGCUCAGGUAAUUGAGCUGACUGACCAGGGGUGCCUGGGGUGUGUGGAGUUGGGGUAGAAGAGGAAGAACGACAUUAUCUGCCCGCUGCACGCCGGCGCCAUCAUCCUCACCUCGAAACGCCCGUACGAAAACGCCUCAUCGGUGGCGAUGGACCCCGCGCCCCACACCUUCUGGCACGUUCCCAGCGUCGUGUCGAAGAAGUACUCACCUCGCUCGUGCGAAUACGGGCACUGUGCGUGGGCUGCCGCCAGAAGGGCGGCCAGCAGGCCGACACGAUUGGUUGCCACAACCAUUAGUCGGUCACUGCGACUGGCGGCGGGAGUGUGCAGCUGCCGGGGUUCCUUAAGGGAGGGAAUUGCUCGCCCAGCCCAGAGC
Molecule: messenger RNA, 5608 nt
Organism: Vitrella brassicaformis
Lineage: Eukaryota; Vitrellaceae
Source: the annotation of a GenBank genome assembly